AAGUAUUUUACGAAGGUUAUUUAAUUUAAUUUUAUUACUACAAUGGAUACAAAAAAACUGAUUUGUGUGAUUAUUAUCCUAAUGUCUAUUACAUCAGAAACGUGCUCUACAGAUCCUAAUCAAAGCGAUCCUUUGAAGUCUUUUGGCUGGCCUUUACAACAUAGUACAUUUGUGGAACAGAGGAAAAUACAAGAUAAGGAAAUAAGGGGCUGGCCAUUUAAAAAUAAUGACGUUCUUAAACCGUACAAUUAUAAUACUCAGCCUGGAUUUCAGAGAGAGGACAGUAGCAAACAUCCAAGUUUUAGUUCUGGGUACAUGUCAGCAAGGUCUGAUUAUAGCACCGAUUAUUUUUCGGCAAAUGAAAAUUAGAGAAAUGGUGAAACAGAAAAUUAAUUAAAGCUAUAAUGUUUUUAAUUCGGUUUUCCAUUUAGAUGGAAAAGUAUCGCGCUUUUUUUUUAUUAGUUACGCUAAAAUAUACUAUUUGUAGAAUUAUAUUUAAAUAA
Messenger RNA from Adelges cooleyi (spruce gall adelgid), 503 nucleotides. RefSeq lists its product as uncharacterized. The record is from RefSeq and is a predicted model, not a curated record. The coding region runs from base 43 to 369 and encodes 108 amino acids. Lineage: Eukaryota; Metazoa; Arthropoda; Insecta; Hemiptera; Adelgidae. The transcript is spliced from 6 exons.